UGAAUUAAAGAAAGAUUUGAUGACUGUUUAAAUGGAAGAAUUUGGGGAAAUGUUUCGGGUCCCAAAGUUCCUGUGCCUGGUUGCCAGACAGUGGAACGGGAAAGCCAGGGGCAUCCACAGCAUGAGUGAGUCCAUGACCCCGGGCAGCAGUCCCAAGAGAAGAACACUGUUAGAGUUCCUCGCAGACCACUUCCAAGACGUCCAGACUCUGAGAGAAUACUUGCUCCAGAAACAGAUACGGAAAGUGAACCAGGAGAAUCGAUCCUACAGUGGCAUCCAGGAGAGGUACGGCCCGUAUAUCAGCGGUGCUUUCUUCAUCCUGAACCAGGGAGGCGCAGUGAAGUUUCAGGACAAGGAGUGGAUCCUGCAACAUGAGCGCGGCCACUUUCUUGCCGAGUUCCAGAAGUUCCAGAACAUACCUGUGGAGGCUGUGGAUGCGAGCGGCUGUGCCAUCAAUUACCAGGGCAUGAGUAACAUCUUGCCCCUGAAGGAGCUGCGCUCUCUGUCGCUGCAGCGCUGCCCCAACGUGGACGACUGGUGCCUCGGCCGCCUCCACGUGCUGGCCGCCUCGCUGCAGGAGCUCUCGCUGGCUGGCUGCCCCCGAGUCUCAGAGCGGGGCCUUGCCUGCCUCCACCAUCUCCAGAACCUCCGCAGGCUGGACAUCUCAGGCCUUCCUGCCGUAUCCCACCCAGGCCUCACUCAGAUAUUGGUGGAAGAGAUGUUGCCCCAUUGUGAGGUCCUUGGAGUUGACUGGACCCAGAGUCUGAACCCAGGGGCAGACCAGCAGCCUGAGGACACACCAAACCCCCUCUCUUCAUAGUGGCCCCACUCCUGAAGGCUCUGUGGACUCUGACAUCUCACGCUCUAUUGGCCAGACUGAGGCGGGUACUGACGGCCUGGGCAGACGGCCUCCGUGCACAGCUGCAUGCAGCUCCAUGGUUUCCCCUGUCCCUGUCUGCGAAGAGGAGCCCUGAACUGUCCACACACAUGCCCGCAGGGACUGGGGCUGACCUGAGGCGGUGCUGCCCUUUAUAGCGAGUUGUUCCCUGUGCAGGCUGGUCCACAAGGUGGCCAGCAUCCUUGGCCCACGUGCACUGACGACCAGCAGAACCCCAAGCCCCAUGGCAUUGCCCAUCGGUUUACUGACUUGCACGUUCAAAUGCGGGGGUUGGGAAAAUGUCCUCUUUGGCCGGCACAACAGACUCUGUCAGUAGUGGGUGCUGGAGAAAAUCCAAAUGGAAUGCGAGGCUGUGUGCAGGGAUUAGAGUGUGCAGCAUAGCAGGGCGGGGCAGGGCAGCGGCUCCCCGGCGCAGCUCCCACAUCCUGGUGGUCAGCAGCUUCCCUGGCGCUGUUGUCGGUUGCCAGCGGCCGCCUCGUGCCACCAGUGCACCGAGGAAGCGUGGGGUUCUCUGUAUUAAACCCUCUGUUCCCGUA
Psammomys obesus (fat sand rat) is the source of this 1434-nucleotide messenger RNA. It is a transcript of the gene Dmac2, whose product is annotated as distal membrane arm assembly component 2. The record is from RefSeq and is a predicted model, not a curated record. Bases 32 to 820 code for a protein of 262 amino acids. NCBI's taxonomy places the organism in Eukaryota, Metazoa, Chordata, Mammalia, Rodentia, Muridae. The transcript is spliced from 6 exons.